Trichoderma asperellum CBS 433.97 is the source of this 1305-nucleotide messenger RNA. RefSeq lists its product as uncharacterized. Gene Ontology annotation, cellular component: mitochondrion; cytoplasm. NCBI's taxonomy places the organism in Eukaryota, Fungi, Ascomycota, Sordariomycetes, Hypocreales, Hypocreaceae. The record is from RefSeq and is a predicted model, not a curated record. Gene Ontology annotation, molecular function: NADP binding; 2-dehydropantoate 2-reductase activity.
AUGGCGGCUUACUCCACGCGGCCAUCAUGGCUCAAAUCCCUCCUAGAUGACACAAACCCUGCCCCUAAGCUAUAUGCUUGGAGUCCAGCCAAUAUAGACAGCAAUAUCCGUUCCGACCAACCCAUUUCUGACAAUCCAGAUGGCCGCAUAUUCAUCCUUGGAAUAGGUAAUCUGGGUCGCCUCUAUGCCAGCUGUCUUUCCAUGCACUCUCCCCGUCCUCCAAUCACUCUCGUUGUACACAAAAAGGAGCUUUUAUCCCAAUGGGUUGAAGGCCCUGGGCUGGAAAUUAUACGCCUGGGGCAGCUUUACCGCGGCAAAGACGAGUUCCAGAUCGAGUGGUGGACUGAGGAGACACCUUCCCAGGGCCCUGUCCGAGAGGUUGCCAAUGCGAACAAGAUUCGCAACCUUCUCGUCACAACCAAAGCUGCUGCUGCCAUGCCUGAAACUGAUAGACUCCGACGAUAUCUCGAUAGUAGCAGCAGUGUGGUGUUUGUCCAAAACGGCAUGUCAAAGCUAUGGCCACCUCAUGGACAAGAAUACAUAUCCAACCGGUAUCCCAAUGGCGAUGGGCCUAAUAUUUUGGCAUGCGUCACAAAUCAUGGUGCCUAUUCAGAAGGGCCGUUCAAAAGUGUUCACGCCUCGCCAGCUGACUCUACUAUUGGGCCUGUUCUGUUGAAUGAGAAUACUCGGCAGAUUGCACCUAGUGUAGCGUAUCUUACAGAAGCUAUUACAACGGCUCCGGCCCUCAACGCAAGGUCUAUAUCAAGAGCUGACCUCUGGGUCUCGCAGCUUCAAAAAUUGGUUGUAAAUGCUUCCAUAAAUCCACUCACUGCCAUUCUUCGUUGCAAGAAUGGCCGCCUCUUUGAGGAUCCUGAUGGCGUUACCGCCAAAGUUAUAGACCGCCUGCUCAGGGAAGCGAGCGGUAUACUUCAAACUCUUAUAAAUCAUCCUAGCAGCACCGAUAUUCUUGCUUCUUCCGAUAAAAGUACUCAAUCGCUGGAAGCCUUGAGAGAAGAGCUCACUGCACGUUUUUCCUUUGAUCGACUUCGUCCAAUGCUCUACAAGAUUGGCGAGAUUGUCAAAGAGAACUCUAGUUCUAUGCUUCAGGACGUACGAGCCGGGAAAAAGACAGAAAUUCGAGACUUCAAUGGUUGGCUGGUUGAGACUGCAGAUUUUCUCAACCAAGAUAACAGUGGCCAGCAACCAAUUUUAGAUGCGUCUUGUCAUCAGGCUUUGGUCAGUCUAGUAGAAUCGGGCGCUGUUAUGAAUGAAGAAGAGCUGGGAAAGCACAUUUUGUCAUCAUAA